GGACUUUCAGAAAAAAAUUGUCAAAAUAAAUGUCGGUAAGAGCGCGUCAGAAAUGCCCUUCUCGCUGCACAACCAACUUCCCGUUCCUCCCGCAUCCUCGCUUGUCCCGAAUCUGCUUUCUCCUGACUGUGCUCUUUGGUUCCGGGGGAGGAAACGAAGACAACCGCAGAGCAGAGAGUGUCCAGGGCUGGCUCUGGCAAAGCAGGCAGCCCCCAGCAUUUUUUGGCAGAGACUCGGGUACAGGACCCGGAGAGCUUCUGGUGGAAAAGGGGGAAGCCUUCAGAAUUGCCCUGGUGGAAAAUAUCCCUGAAGGCCUUAACUACUCAGAAAAUGCACCAUUUCACUUGUCACUUUUCCAAGGCUGGAUGAACUUACUCAGCAUGGCCAGAAAGUCUGUUGACAUCGUGUCUUCCCAUUGGGAUCUCAACCACAGUCACCCGUCGGCAUGUCAGGGUCAACGUCUUUUCGAAAAGUUGCUCCAACUGACUUCGCAAAAUAUCGAAAUCAAGCUCGUGAGUGAUGUGACCGCGGACUCAAAGGUAUUAGAAGCCUUGCGAUCAAAGGGAGCGGAGGUGACCUACAUGAACAUGACCGCCUACAACAAGGGCCGGCUGCAGUCCUCCUUCUGGAUCGUGGACAAACAGCAUGUCUACAUCGGCAGUGCCGGCUUGGACUGGCAAUCCCUGGGACAGAUGAAGGAGCUCGGUGUCGUCUUCUACAACUGCAGCUGCCUGGUCCUGGACUUACAGAGGAUAUUCGCCCUGUACAGCUCGUUAAAAUUCAAGAACAGGGUGCCGCAGACCUGGUCCAAGAGGCUCUACGGUGUCUAUGACAACGAGAAGAAAUUGCAGCUUCAGUUGAACGAAACCAAGUCUCAGGCCUUUGUGUCGAACUCUCCCAAACUCUUCUGUCCUAAAAACAGAAGCUUUGACGUGGACGCCAUCUACAGCGUGAUCGACGACGCCAAGCUGUACGUGUACAUCGCCGUCACGGACUACCUGCCCAUCUCCAGCACGAGUACCAAAAGGACUUACUGGCCAGACUUGGAUGGGAAAAUAAGAGAAGCAUUAGUUUUGCGAAGCGUUAAAGUUCGACUCCUUAUAAGCUUCUGGAAGGAAACUGACCCCCUUACAUUUAACUUUAUUUCGUCUCUUAAAGCUAUUUGCACUGAAGUAGCCAACUGCAGUUUGAAAGUUAAAUUUUUCGAUCUGGAAAGAGAGAACGUGUGUGCUACAAAAGAACAAAAGGACCACACGUUUCCUAAAUUAAAUCGCAACAAGUACAUGGUGACGGACAGCGCGGCGUACAUUGGCAAUUUUGACUGGGUAGGGAACGAUUUUACCCAGAACGCUGGCACGGGCCUCGUUAUCAACCAGGCAGACGUGAGGAACAACAGGAGCAUCGUCAAGCAGCUGAAGGAUGUGUUCGAGAGGGACUGGUACUCACCCUACGCCAGGACCUUGCAGCCGACCAAACAACCAAACUGCUCCAGCCUGCUCAGACUCAAACCCCCCACCAACAAAACUGCCGCGUACGGCGCCCGCGCCAAGGACCCCGCCAGUGUCUAACGUGAAGGAACAAACUGACAAGACAGCUUGUCUUUCCUAUUUAUAUAUAAAGGACUUGAGGAGAGAAAAAAAUUUAAUAUGUCUUUUUUAGGGAAAAAGCACACUGACACAAAAAUAUUCUCCGAACGCCAUGUAAUAUCUUACCUAACACUAUCUUAGCGGCGUGUGCACUAAGGUUAGGACUUUUCUAUUUGUGACUGCUGACAGAGAAUGUCAUUUCAGCUUGGAAGUUAGUUUUUAUGUUUGCAUACAAAUUUUAAGACUUUGAUGCCUCCUCCUUCCUAGUUUUAGAACUUUCUCUGCCGACCCACCUGGUCGGUUCUUCCGAAGCUUAGCAUGAGGUCAACGCUUUCUCAUACCCUUCUGAGAUCUGCUCCUUAGAGAGGUGAGCGAGGCUUUCACCGCAGCCAAGGAACUGAUCAAGCCAAGUAUCUACCCCGUGAACCGUCUCCAAGACCCGUGCAGUCAUCCGGGCGUGAGCAGCUGACAUCUCACGCCACCCUUGGCAUCCUUGAAAACCACCCAUUUGCCUCCUUGUUGGUUUUCUUCGAAUACCAUCCCUUUUCCUUGGUACCACUUUUUUUCUCUUCUCCAAGACUGUUCUUCUCAGCGUCCCUCUGUUCACCUCCAUGCUAGUUCCAAGUACAGCGACAUCUUUUGAAAAUGUAUGAAUUCCUCAGAAUGGAUACCAAAUGGAAAUAGCAGUCUUUAAUUUUCACCUUUCAACUGCAUUUUCCCCUCAAAUGAAUAGUUUAAAACCACAGCCAGCAAUAUGUAUCUUUUCUCUCAAGCUCAGAAGAAUUAGGUAGCUACCUGCCAAUAUCCAGCAAGAGCAAGCGAUUAGGUCUGCAUUAUGAGAAUAAAGUAGUUUUUCACAUUUUUUUUUGUUUGUUUAGCUUAUGGUAUUAUAAAGGAAAGGUCUCUGUGCAUCUGUGGGUUUUAGUUUCUUUAGAAUCAUUCAUUAUGCUGUUAAGGGUAUGCCAGCAAAUCUUUAUAGAGCUAUUUAAUAUACCAAAUGCUUUUCAGAGAAAUGCAAUUUAAAUACUGUGCUUCACACAUUUUACUAAGAAACAAAAAUAUUGGAUUAUUGUUCUGUAAUGUUGUCGUGUGUUGCUGUUUUAUAUCUAUACAACAUAUAACCCUAUAUUAAUGGAGACCGUAGCCACCCUAGAGACAGGCACGGCCUCUUUAGAGCCCACGUCAGGUGGUCACCAGGAUGCCAGUCUCAAGGUCGCUCCUGACCCCCUCGGGCCUGCAACAGAGUCCUGCACUCCUCGGCCUCGGGUUUCUAUUGGUAAUGCAGGGACAGUCGUACUUACCUACCUGGUGUAGAUGUUGUCACGGUAGGAAAUAUUUAUAACUUGUUUUGAAAUCAAAAGAACCUAUAUAAAUGCUAAGCAUUGUGAUGUAUAAUCUUUUUCUUGAACUCAUCUUUGUGGUAUCCUGAAAUAAUCAAUCCUGGGGUCUCCCAGAGAGCCCACAAGGGAAAGCAAACCCGCAGCCUUCAGCUGCAAAUGUGGGUGAGCACAGGAACUCAGAAGCCUUGCUGGAGAUCGGGACUGUCAUCGUUUUGAUGGAACGUUGUGUCGGGUCACUCUGGCAUAAGUAACAACCAUACACAGCAAGACAUUGUGCUAGGUCAUUCUUGAGGACCGGCUGUGUGUGUGUUUUCAGAGCACGGGAAAGCAAUGUCAGUUAUUGUCUUUUAUGUCUAGAGACUUGCUUCCUGCUACGCCAGGCAGAGUGACGGAAGAAGCUCUGAGUCUCACCCAGCAGGUUCCAUUGGGUAGAAGGGCCGUUGCUGGUCAGCUACUGGUCAUGAGACUUCUUUCUCUUUGCUUCCAAGAGAGGCUUUACUGGAUUUAUGGCCGUCAGUGAAGACAGCCGGGAAGGACAGGGAGGUUCGUAAUGGAUUUCCUCACCACUGGCGGCCAGGCCGUGAAACUCCAAAUAUUUACCAUAUCCCCAGUCCUUAUUUGAGUAAGGGGGCUCUCCUGCCCCUCAUCUCGGUAAAGUAAAGGUGGUCUUGGAAAUGAUUUUAAAAAGAAAGAAAAGAAGAAGCAGAGUAGGCAUGGAGACAAACAAACAUACCAAGUUCAAUCCUGGGCAAGGAAGAGCAGCCCAGGGGCCUAGGUGCCAAAGGGCACCUGAAGGGGAGAGACGCUGUUGUCCCCUGGAGCAUGCGUCACAGCCGUGGGACAAGCGUUGGCUUGGUGUAGGGGGGCCCCUUUCACUGUCCCUUGCUUUUGCAUGUGAUAGGAGAGAACUGUGCCCAUUAUAAAAUGACCGUCUGCCAUUUUGCACUGAGCCCAUCCAUAAGGUGGCACCAGGAACCUGUCCUGGGACUUUGUGCCCCCAGCACCAGCAGCAGCAGAGCCCUCCCUGGCCCAGCGGCCCACCUCCUCAGCCAGGCCACUGACUUCAGGAGGCAACGCUGGCCUCCAGGCAGCCAGGAAAACAGCCCCUGCCCAGAGACCGGCAUAAACUGGCCCAGGUCUCCUAAGAGAGCAUUUAAUGCGGCAGAACUUUCUUUUGCAUUUGGAUGCUUUAUCUACCCCUGUAGGAGUGGCCUUCCUCUCCUUCCAACUCUGUGUCUGUGCUAAAUAGACAAACUUCCAUUCCACCCCCCACAAACACCCCACGAAUUAUUUCCCAAGAGGGAAAGAAGGCAAAGCAAAAACACUUCAUUUGAGACAAUCUGACAAUGUCCUUGCCAGAGAUUAGGAGCAAGAGGCCAACUGCUAACUUCCAUUGUUUUCUCCAUAAAUAUUCCAGGAGUUAUUUCCCAAAGGGGAAUAUGAAAAGGAAUGUAAACACAAUUCGAGACCACAGUUUAGAUUUUCGUGUCACUUACAUUAACCUAGUGCCUUAUUUAUUCUCAAGCAUUGGUUUUAAAUGGUGAUUCACUCUACGAGAAUACUUCUGCUUACCGGGGGUCCAGUAAGUCUUGCUGAUGGGCCUGCCAGUCAAAACGUGUGCAUGAGUGUCAACAGCUUUCAUGUAGCCCGCUUCCCACCCGAGCCACGCAGCACUGAGCACCCCCAAAUCAAGUCAUCGACCAUACUGUCAGACAUCCACAGUGUUGGCCUCCACGCUGCCACCGGCCGCCAGUGUCCCCCCUGGUUAAGUCACAGCUUAUCAAACCACCGGAGGGCAAGUGGAAUGUUCUGGAUGAUAUCCAUGCUCUGUGAAUGCCACGCUUUGGGUACCUGGAAAUGACAGAAGUGAGGCACGCUGAAAAUGUCCCUGCUCUCUUUAAGGGACCUUGUAAAGAAAUGCUCAUGGACUCCCACAGUCUCGUGGAACGUAGCAUGAAAACCAGUGUCUAAAAGUCAAAACAGACCCAGUAAAGGAAACAAAAGAGCUGCGGAAAAUGGUACAUCAGUGUAGCUCUGGGUGCCUUUUUCUCCCUGGGCUGUCUCCAUACUGUUGUUUGUCUCACUGCUGACUAGGUUUUCGUGAGACGGGUCUGACCACACUGUUGGUUGAUCUCACCCUUUGGAAACUGUUGUGUUACAGCAGUGACUGGUUUGUUCAAAGUGCCUCGCUGAACCUGGGACCGGCAGAAGCUCAUUUCCCACCAGCCUGUGGCUGUUCUCAAGUUGACUCUGAUUCACUCUGAAUUUUCUGUUUGUUUUUAGAAGCUUUAUGGAACUAAACUCCAGGGGAACACAAAAUAAAGAGACUAUCAGAAUUUCUUGAUAAGAUCAGACCCAUGGUCCGUCUGUCUCAGGAAUUCUAUCCCAGAAUCUGCCUUUUUCUCGUAUGUAUAAUCGCUUGUGUGAGUUUCUCUGUCCAGAGUUCAUUUCAUUAUCUUUAGUGUUUAAGGGAUAUGAAGAGCUGCCUUCACCUGCAAUGGGACCGUUCUCUUCCACAAUGAAAGACACUUUGCUAUUGGUUAUUCACAUGCAGUCUCUAACGAACAGCCCCGUACAUUGCGGACAAAUGUUCGAAUCUUUGGAUUUCUGUACUUACUCUCAAUGAACCGGUGCACUUUAUUAUAAGCCUUUUGAAGGGGAGAUCCAUAUAAUGUCCAUUUGACCUAAGGCAGGCUGGAUAAAUGAAUCCAUAUCCAGCAUUUUCCCAUGUGCUGUGACUUAGCUUUUUCUUUUCCUUUUUUUUUAUAUGCUGGUAACCAAAUAGCUGUUCAUCAUAAGCUGUUACCUUAUCGAUUUAAGUUGCCGGAGGCUUUUUAAUAGCCCCGAAGUCAACCCCAGUUCAUUGUCUGCCUUUCCCCUUUGAGAGAAUUCCCAUCUGGCGGCUGAAUUAUGAAGAUAUUGCUUUUUAUGGUGACUAGAUAGGCAUUCUUCAGAAGCUUAUUGAAAUAGUAAAAACCAAACUUUCUUAUUUUUGACCCAUCAGCAAUCUUGUACUUGCAGAGUUCUAAAAAAGGUCACCGUUCACUUCUAUUUCUUUUGGCAGUUUGCUGAAAAGAAAUGGGAGAUUUAAUAGGCUAUUCUGCAUUUUCUUCUGUUAUGUUCAUCUACUAAACUUCUGAUUCUGUUACAAAGGAUAUCUUGGAUUUUUAAAUGUUUCUUUAUGUAAACAGGAUAAAGUUGUACCUGGACAUAUCUAUACUAUUAACCUUAAAAUCCCUAAAUAAAUCAGUGUGAUAAAGGGCUGAAUUUGGGGGCAUCAUUAAAAUUCUCAAACCUUUUGUAUAAUCAAAUGCUCGAUUUUUUCAUAAGUAAAUGUUAUCUGGUUUUUUCAUUGUGAGAUGAGGCAUUUAUUUUUCUCCUCAGGGUCCAGACUGUACGCUCUGGCCCAGUGGCAGAGAAGGAAUUUGUGGAUCUAGGUUCAGCUGCCUCACGCUCUUACCCACCACACUCUAUUCUUUCUAGGCUUCAACCCAUAACCAAAUACACCUGGUGCCUGCUCAACAGACCCAAAUUGAAUCUCAGGUCUGGAAGAUUCCUUGAAAGCCAUCGCAAGCAGCUCCUCCAAGUGCACACUUCCCCUCCUAUUUGGCCACUCAAGCCGAGGACCUACUCAAGCCACCCCAUCCGGAGUGGCUACUACAGUCCCUUUCACGAGACCCAUACAGAGUACCAUCUUAUUGAUUUGCUCGCGCAACUUGGAUUUGAGACAGCAUCUCACCUCUGAAAGAAUGUACGCGAUGGGUACCCUUUUUAUACAGGGGUGAAAGCUGAAGAGGCAUACUUUUUUUAAAGCUGUCAUUUGAGAGUUUAACAAAGGCUUAAUAAAGCCAACUUGAUGACUCUGCAAUAGUCAGUUAUAAUUUGAUUUUGUCAGCUGUUUCUGAAUCCUGCAAUUUCAUGUUUUAGAAAGAAAUUGGCGUAACAACCUGUUGAGAGACGAUCGUGUGCAAGGAGUCCAAUUAAAUCAUAGUAAGGAUGAAGAUUAUUUAUGAUUUAUUUUUAUUUUAUAGAAAAAUUAGUAAGGAAAAAAUCCCUCCUUUUACAAAAUUGAUAUCUGGCUAUGAAACCCAUUCCUUCUGGCCUCAGACAUGUUAAAAAAUUGUUAAUUCCUUUAUGGACUCUACUGUCUUUCACGGUUGAAAGAAAUCUUAGAAAUGGUUGAGAAAUACUGAGCUCACACAAACAUGGAUAAACCUGGUUUCUAAUUUAGAGUUUCCGCGUGUAAAUAGACAACAGAUCUUGGGAGUAUGACCUCAAUGUCCAGCAUUAAAAAUACUGAAAUUCCAAUAUUAUGGAGGAAGAAGAUCUUUAAAGACAACUCAGAAAAUAUGAUCCAACAUGUGAUUCAGAGCUUAAUCUACAGUUUCACUUACUUUUGCUUAAAAGUGGAAGUUAUCAACUGCUUUAGAAAGUACAUGUUAUUAAAGGCAACAUUCUCCCCCCCAAAAAUGUAGUAAGAGAAAGAAACACUAUGGUUUCAGGGAAGUUAUGGCAUUGAUAGAGUGCUUUGAAAAUCCUCCAUAAGAAAGUGUCACUGAGAAAAAUGCUCACCUGUCCCCAGCAGUAAAGCGGUGUGUUAUUAUCCAUGUUUCCUGGGUGGAUCUAUAGUUUUCCUAGAGUCCCAAAGAGACCACAUCCAUCACUCCUACAUGAGCAGAACCAUGUUUCUGUCACAUGCACACUCCACACUGGCCACGGCCAACUACACCAUGACUCAAAGGAAUUCCGAUAUGGGCUGGGGGUGACCUAGGAAGAGAGAGGAACCCCGCAGUGCUGUACCUGUUGAAUGGUACCUGGCCCCACCACCCAGAGCCCUCCUUUACGAGCCCUCUGAGUAUGAGAUCUAGAAAGGAAGUGGGCAGCAGUAAGAGCAGCCAAAAUCGAGAGGAGCGAAGUCCGUCUAAUGGUGCUGCCUUAGAGCAGUAACAGCAACACUUCUGUAGGUGAGACACCCAGAGUUCUUGUUGACCCACCGUCUCUGCUUUUAGGUUACUGGAGUAGUGAUUGAUCCCCGAGCAAUGAGGCUGGACUUUGUGGUUACUGGGUUGCUUUCUUAUCUUUCGUACUUUCUUGUGUAUCGACACAAAUAAACUCACAAUA
Ailuropoda melanoleuca (giant panda) is the source of this 8047-nucleotide messenger RNA. RefSeq names its product phospholipase D family member 5 (gene PLD5). The record is from RefSeq and is a predicted model, not a curated record. Bases 30 to 1568 code for a protein of 512 amino acids. NCBI's taxonomy places the organism in Eukaryota, Metazoa, Chordata, Mammalia, Carnivora, Ursidae. The transcript is spliced from 10 exons. Gene Ontology annotation, molecular function: catalytic activity.